This is a messenger RNA of Talpa occidentalis (Iberian mole), 1540 nucleotides long. RefSeq names its product gamma-aminobutyric acid type A receptor subunit rho2 (gene GABRR2). Gene Ontology annotation, molecular function: GABA-A receptor activity; neurotransmitter receptor activity; extracellular ligand-gated monoatomic ion channel activity. Gene Ontology annotation, biological process: nervous system process; monoatomic ion transmembrane transport; chemical synaptic transmission. The record is from RefSeq and is a predicted model, not a curated record. NCBI's taxonomy places the organism in Eukaryota, Metazoa, Chordata, Mammalia, Eulipotyphla, Talpidae. The transcript has 9 exons. Gene Ontology annotation, cellular component: synapse; GABA-A receptor complex; neuron projection. The coding region runs from base 16 to 1410 and encodes 464 amino acids.
AUAGACUUUCACAAAAUGCUUUAUUUUACAAGACUCAUUUUGUUCUUAUUUUGCCUGAUUGUUCUCGUGGAAAGCAGAAAGCCCAAGACGAGGAGAUGGACAGGGCAGCUGGAAAUGCCCAAGCCCAGUCACCUAUAUAAGAACUUCGAUGUGACAAAAAUCAGAAAAGGAAAACCUCAGCCCCUUCUCAGAGUGGAUGACCAUGACUUCACCAUGAGGCCUGCCUUUGGAGGCCCUGCUAUCCCAGUGGGCGUGGAUGUACAAGUGGAGAGUCUGGACAGCAUCUCAGAGGUGGACAUGGAUUUCACCAUGACCCUGUACCUGCGGCAUUACUGGAAGGACGAGAGGCUGGCCUUCCACAGCUCCAGCAACAAGAGCAUGACCUUCGAUGGUCGGCUAGUAAAGAAGAUCUGGGUGCCCGAUGUCUUCUUUGUUCAUUCCAAAAGGUCAUUCAUUCACGACACCACCACAGACAACAUCAUGCUGAGGGUGUUUCCAGAUGGGCACGUGCUGUACAGCAUGAGGAUCACAGUCACUGCCAUGUGCAACAUGGACUUCAGCCACUUUCCCCUGGACUCCCAGACCUGUUCUUUGGAGCUGGAAAGCUACGCAUACACAGAUGAAGACCUGAUGCUGUACUGGAAGAAUGGGGAUGAGUCCCUGAAAACGGAUGAGAAGAUCUCUCUUUCUCAGUUUCUGAUUCAGAAAUUUCACACCACUUCCAGACUGGCCUUCUACAGCAGCACUGGCUGGUACAACCGUCUGUACAUUAACUUCACGUUGCGUCGCCACAUCUUCUUCUUCUUGCUCCAAACCUAUUUCCCUGCCACCCUGAUGGUCAUGCUGUCCUGGGUAUCCUUCUGGAUCGACCGCGGAGCUGUGCCUGCCAGAGUUUCACUGGGCAUCACCACGGUGCUGACCAUGUCCACCAUCAUCACGGGCGUGAACGCCUCCAUGCCCCGCGUCUCCUACGUCAAGGCCGUGGACAUCUACCUCUGGGUCAGCUUUGUGUUCGUGUUCCUCUCGGUGCUGGAGUACGCAGCCGUCAACUACCUGACCACGGCGCAGGAGCGGAAGGAACGCAAGCUGCGGGCGAAGUUCCCAUGCUUAUGUGGAAUGCUUCACUCAAGAACCAUGAUGUUGGAUGGAAGCUGCAGUGAGUCGGAGGCCAACAGCCUGGCCGGAUACCCAAGAAGCCAUAUUCUGACAGAAGAAGAAAGGCAAGAGAAAAUAGUGGCCCACCUGGCUCUGAGCAACGAUUCCAAUUCCUCCAGAAAGAAGGGGCUUCUGAAAGGCCAGAUGGGUCUUCGUAUCUUCCAGAACACCCAUGCCAUCGACAAAUACUCCAGGUUGAUAUUCCCUGCCUCCUACAUAUUUUUCAACUUAAUUUAUUGGCUGGUGUUUUCCUAGGGUCUCUGAAGCUGUGUACGGGAAAGGGCAUAGCUCUCUAUGGGGCCUGACCAGCCACCCACAGACGGUCACCACACAGAUCCAGUCUCCCAGGCCACCAUGAACAGCGCCCCCUCUCUAAAGAGCCCGG